AUGGUAAUGAAUUUGGCAGAUGAGAGUUUCUUGACGAAGGAGUACUUAGACACGGCUAUAGAAUUCAUACCGUCGAUGAAGAAUCUAAAACUAAAGGACGUUCCUAGCUUCGUCCGUACCACUAAUCCUGAUGACAUAAUGUUUAACUUCGUCCUCCACGAGACGGAACGUGCCAAACGCGCUUCUGCCAUCAUUCUCAACACGUUUGAUGACCUCGAGCAUGACAUCAUCCGGUCCAUGCAAUCCAUUUUACCUCCGGUUUAUUCUAUUGGACCAGUUCACCUCUUAGCGAACCGGGAGAUUGAAGAAGGUAGUGAGAUUGGAAAGAUGGGAUCAAAUUUAUGGAAAGAGGACGUGGAAUGUUUAGAUUGGCUCGAUACUCAGACUCAAAACAGCGUCGUUUAUGUUAACUUUGGGAGCAUAGCGGUUAUGAGUGCAAAGCAGCUUGUAGAGUUUGCAUGGGGUUUGGCGGGCAGUGAGAAGAAGUUUUUGUGGGUGAUUCGGCCGGAUUUAGUAGUCGGAGAGGAGGCCAUGGUUCCACCGGAGUUUUUAACAGAGACGGCAGAUCGGAGAAUGCUGGCGAGUUGGUGUCCUCAAGAGAAAGUCCUUUCUCAUCCGGCGAUUGGAGGGUUUUUGACGCAUUGCGGGUGGAACUCGACCCUAGAGAGUCUCUGCGGCGGUGUUCCAAUGAUAUGCUGGCCGUUUUUUGCUGAGCAACAAACAAACUGUAAAUUUUGUUGUGACGAAUGGGAGGUGGGGAUGGAGAUUGGCGGAGAUGUGAGGAGAGAGGAGAUUGAAACGGUGAUUAGAGAGCUGAUGGAUGGAGAUAAGGGAAAGAAAAUGAGAGCGAAGGCGGAGGAGUGGCGGCGCUUGGCAGAGGAAGCAACGGAGCAUAAGCUCGGUUCCUCUGUUGUGAAUCUUGAGACGGUUGUUAACAAGUUCCUUUUGGGAAAGAGGUCAGACGAUUAG
Messenger RNA from Microthlaspi erraticum, 969 nucleotides. The record is from the annotation of a GenBank genome assembly. Lineage: Eukaryota; Viridiplantae; Streptophyta; Magnoliopsida; Brassicales; Brassicaceae.